UAAAGUUAGGAAAACACGCAAAUUUUAGUAGGAAAAAUAGAAAAUUGAAGUCGUAAAAUAGCAUUUUUGCUUUGGUGUGUUAUUCACGUUGUGGUUGUCUCUUCAGGUUUUGUUGUGCUAGCCACUGUUAUCACUAAGCUGUAUAGCUUAUCAGUUACUACCACCGAAACAGUAAGUUGUGCAAACUGCGGUGCGGAAGCUGUGGCUGCGGGAAGACAGGCGCAGGCAAUCUUUUUUCUUGUCUGAUAAUGCUGGUUAUUGCUCGUUUCAUCGCGGUGUGGUGUUAAUCAAGCGGUCGUUGUCGAAAGAUAAACCACCGACGACUGCUGGGCUGGUGGACUUAGAAACGUAUAGCUGUGUGAAGAAGGCGGUGAGGAUAAGGAAGCGUGCUGCUUUACGAUGUCUGAAAGCAUUAAGCAUGAGCUUGAUAUGAAGAUGGAGCCUUCCAGUCCGCCGGAGAAGGAUCGCAGCAUGUACUCGCGCUGCUCGAGUGCCGGUAGCGUUCACACGCCGACCUCUUCCGCUCAUAACACUGAUGACCUUGAUUUUUCUCUCACAGAGGACGAGGAGGACUCGGGAGAUAAUAAGAGUAGCAGCACCCUUAGUUACAAGGAACGUCGACGGGAGGCUCACACACAGGCCGAACAAAAACGGCGAGAUGCCAUUAAAAAGGGGUACGAUUCGUUGCAGGAGCUGGUUCCCACGUGCCAGCAAACUGAUGCCUCCGGUUACAAGUUGAGCAAAGCUUCCGUACUGCAAAAAUCAAUCGACUACAUUGGUUAUUUGCACCAGCAUAAGAAGAAACAGGAAGACGACCGCACCUCGCUGCAGAAAGAGGUAAUGGCCCUUCGAAUCAUACAGAAAAACUACGAACAUAUGUUGCAGAAUCAGCAGCAAUCGCCCGGCCGGACAGAGGCACGGCUCAGUGACGACGUAAAGUUUCAGGUCUUUAAGGCCAUAAUGGACGAAAUGUUCGUCACGUUUGAUCAGCUACCGAUGAACGAUUUUGCCGAGCUGACUUCCGGAGUGAUUCCCUGGCUGGAGGAACAUUGCAAGCCACACCUGCUGCGGGACGUUGUCAACCGAACGCUUGGUAACAUCACGGCCAACUACGUUGCGAGCGCCCGUCAAAGUCAAGGUGCUCCUAGAGAAAGUGGCGUUAAAAUGGAGUGAAGGUGGGUUUAUUUCAAGUUUUUCAGUAGAAUUUAUCGAACAAUUAGCCGU
Messenger RNA from Sabethes cyaneus, 1224 nucleotides. It is a transcript of the gene bigmax, whose product is annotated as max-like protein X. Gene Ontology annotation, molecular function: RNA polymerase II cis-regulatory region sequence-specific DNA binding; protein dimerization activity; DNA-binding transcription factor activity, RNA polymerase II-specific. The record is from RefSeq and is a predicted model, not a curated record. Bases 400 to 1173 code for a protein of 257 amino acids. Gene Ontology annotation, biological process: regulation of transcription by RNA polymerase II. NCBI's taxonomy places the organism in Eukaryota, Metazoa, Arthropoda, Insecta, Diptera, Culicidae. Gene Ontology annotation, cellular component: nucleus. The transcript is spliced from 3 exons.